Messenger RNA from Calypte anna (Anna's hummingbird), 9979 nucleotides. RefSeq names its product phosphoinositide kinase, FYVE-type zinc finger containing (gene PIKFYVE). Gene Ontology annotation, molecular function: ATP binding; metal ion binding; 1-phosphatidylinositol-3-phosphate 5-kinase activity. NCBI's taxonomy places the organism in Eukaryota, Metazoa, Chordata, Aves, Apodiformes, Trochilidae. Gene Ontology annotation, biological process: intracellular signal transduction; phosphatidylinositol metabolic process. The transcript has 42 exons. Bases 122 to 6568 code for a protein of 2148 amino acids. The record is from RefSeq and is a predicted model, not a curated record.
CCGGCCGGGGUCGGGAGAACCUGCCGGGGCUUCGCGAAGCUUCCCGGUAGGGGCUUCUCGGGGCGCGCGAGCCCUCCUUGUGAGGCCUGGCCUGGUCCGGUCCAGUUCGGUCUGGUCCUUAAUGGGCGGCGGCUCUUCUGGGGUUCGCUUCUUGGCCGCUGCCUGCGAGCAGCUUUGUGCUGCUUCCUUCCCGUCCCGUCGCAGGGCACAUGAAAUGGCCACAGAUGACAAAUGGUCUCCAACACUGGACUCUACCAGUGACCUACCUCGUUCUCCUAGCAGUCCAUCUCAUCUCACUCACUUCAAACCCCUGACUCCUGACCAGGAUGAGCCUCCUUUCAAGUCAGCCUACAGCUCUUUUGUAAAUCUCUUCCGUUUCAGCAAAGAUGAUGGAAGGCUUUCAUCAACAGCUGAGAGAGCAGAAGCAGGACAGAGUGAUCCCCAGGCCUUGAGUGAUGGCUGGUCCAGUCCUCAGCAUCCCACCAGGGCUCAAUCUCUGAGAUCACCAGUUCCUUACAAAAAGCAACUGACUGGUGAGCUGCAAAGAAGAUCUUCUACAACCCUGGACAGCCGAAGGAAAGUAGAGCCGCCUCUUGGAGGUCAUGAUCCCCGGACAGCUGUCCAGUUACGGAGCCUCAGCACUGUUUUAAAGCGCCUCAAAGAAAUAAUGGAGGGGAAGAGCCAGGACAGUGACUUGAAGCAGUACUGGAUGCCUGAUAGCCAGUGCAAAGAAUGCUACGACUGCAGUGAGAAAUUCACCACCUUCCGUCGGAGGCACCACUGUCGACUUUGUGGGCAGAUCUUCUGUAGUCGAUGCUGCAAUCAGGAAAUCCCUGGAAAAUUCAUGGGCUACACAGGGGAUCUCCGAGCCUGCACUUACUGCCGUAAAAUAGCCUUAAGCUAUGCACACUCCACAGACAGUAACUCCAUUGGAGAAGACUUAAAUGCUCUGUCAGAUUCUGCAUGUGCUGUGUCAGUGGAUCCUGGUGAGCCACGCACACCGGUCGGGAGCCGCAAAGCGAGCCGCAACAUCUUUCUGGAGGAGGAUCUGACCUGGCAAAGUUUGAUUCACCCAGAGCCUUCAACUACCACAUUGUCUGCACGCCUUGGGCCUGUCCAGGAGGAUGCAGGGAAGUCACCAGCUAGGAACAGAUCAUCCAGCAUCACUAACCUGUCACUGGAUCGGUCAGGCUCACCAAUGGUUCCUGCCUAUGAAACCUCUGUCAGCCCCCAGGCCAGCCGCACACACACGAAGGCAGAGACCACCGAGGAUGAGCGCAAAAUCCUUCUGGACUCAGUCCAGCUGAAAGAUCUGUGGAAGAAAAUCUGUCAUCACAACAGUGGGAUAGAGUUUCAAGACCAUCGCUACUGGCUGCGGACACAUCCCAACUGCAUUGUGGGGAAAGAGCUGGUCAACUGGCUUAUCAGAAAUGGGCACAUAACCACAAGGGCACAAGCCAUUGCAAUAGGACAGGCGUUGGUUGAUGGACGCUGGCUGGAAUGUGUCAGUCAUCAUGAUCAACUCUUCAGAGAUGAGUAUGCUCUCUACAGACCAUUACAGGGCACGGAGUUCUCAGAAACCCCAUCGCCAGACAGUGACUCUGUGAAUUCUGUAGAGGGUCACUCUGAGCCAUCCUGGUUCAAAGACAUCAAGUUUGAUGACAGUGACACAGAGCAGAUAGCUGAUGAAGGAGAAGAUAACUUAGCCAACUCCGCCAGCCCUAGCAAGCGCACUUCAGUCAGCAGCUUCCAGUCCACAAUGGACAGUGAUUCAGCCGCCUCUAUCAGCCUGAACGUGGAGCUGGACAACGUGAACUUCCAUAUCAAGAAGCACUCCAAGUACCCACAUGUGCCCCCUCACCCUGCCGACCAAAAAGAGUACUUGAAUCCUGAAAACGGAGGGCAGCAGAUGUUCUCUAUAAGUGAUGCUUUUAUUAAAGAGUCGUUAUUCAACAGGAGAGUGGAGGAGAAGUCCAAAGAACUCUUUUUCACGCCCCUUGGCUGGCACCACAGCAAUUUGGAUCUGCUGAGAGAAGAAAAUGGGGAGAAGCAAGCCAUGGAAAGGCUGCUGUCUGCUAAUCACAAUCACAUGAUGGCACUGCUUCAGCAGCUUCUGUACAAUGAGUCCCUGUCACUGUCCUGGAGGGAUAUCAUUGUACCUGUGGUCUGUCAGGUGGUUCAAACUGUACGGCCUGAUAUUAAGAACAGAGAUGAUGACAUGGAUAUCCGCCAGUUUGUGCACAUCAAAAAAAUCCCUGGUGGAAAGAAAUUUGACUCCAUGGUGGUAAAUGGAUUUGUUUGCACCAAGAAUGUUGCACACAAGAAGAUGAACUCUUGUUUAAAGAAUCCCAAAAUUCUUCUGCUGAAGUGCUCCAUUGAGUAUCUUUAUCGAGAAGAAACAAAGUUUACUUGCAUAGACCCUAUAGUACUUCAGGAAAGGGAGUUCUUGAAGAACUAUGUACAGCGGAUAGUUGAUGUCAGGCCUAACUUGGUCCUUGUUGAGAAGACUGUCUCCCGAAUUGCCCAGGACAUGCUCUUAGAGCAUGGCAUCACUCUUGUCAUCAAUGUCAAGCCGCAAGUGUUAGACCGGGUAAGUCGAAUGACCCAGGGAGACUUGGUGAUGUCUAUGGACCAACUGUUGACCAAACCACGUUUGGGAACCUGUCAUAAAUUCUAUAUGCAGGUUUUUCAAUUGCCCAGUGAACAGACAAAAACCCUGAUGUUCUUCGAAGGGUGUCCCCAACAUCUGGGUUGUACUAUUAAGUUGUGUGGUGCUGCAGAGUACGAGCUAGCCCGUGUGAAGGAGAUCCUGAUAUUCAUGAUCUGUGUGGCUUAUCAUUCCCAGCUGGAAAUCUCUUUCCUUAUGGACGAGUUUGCCAUGCCCCCUACUCUGACCAAAAACACCUCCUUUCACUCACUUAUUGAGGAGGCAGGAGAUGAAAACGAACAAGAAAACCUCUUUAAUGGUGAGGAUUUCAGCACAACAGUCAGAGACAUUGAACUAUCUUCUGAAAAGCUUCCUGUAAUCUCUGAGUCAGUGUCCUGUGAUGAAGCCAGCUUGCUUGAGCAAAGAGAUGUAUUUGAGAGAGUUGACCAAGAGAACAGUCAACUGGAAAUGGCAUCCUCAAAACAGCAAGAGCAUCACAAAGUGGAGUCCCCACCUCCAGUCUUCAAUGCUGUACCUUCUGCAAUACCUGAAAUGUCCCUGCUGCCUCUCCAUGGAAUGGACCAGCACUUGGUCACUCUGGAUAACCAGACACUAGAGCCUCUUCAACAGGCAGAUGAUCUGCAGGAGUCCAAAAGUCAGAUGAGAGUCUUCAGAGACCCUCUCCAGGAUGAUACUGGUUUAUAUGUCACGGAAGAGGUAACUUCAUCUGAAGAUCGUCUCAAGACUUACUCUGCAGCAUUUAAGCAGGAACUGAAAGAUGUCAUUCUCAGCAUUUCUCCUGUAAUGAUGUUCCGUGAACCAUUUCUUUUGACUGAGAAAGGUAUGAGGUGCCCUGCCCGGGAAUACUUCCCUGAGCAAGUUUAUUGGUCUCCUCUCCUCAAUAAGGAAUACAAGGAGCUGGAGAGCAGAAGGAAGAGACAAUUGUUGCGGGAUCUCUCUGGACUACAAGGGAUGAAUGGGAGUAUCCAAGCCAAGGCUAUCCAAAUUUUACCUUCUCACGAGUUGGUUAAUACUAGAAUAGCAGAACAUGUAGGUGAUAGUCAGAGCUUAGCCAGAAUGCUGGCUGACUAUCGGGCCAGAGGAGGAAGAAUACUUCAGAAGAGCACAGAUCCCUUUGCUCAGAGUAAGGAUGUAUCUAGUGUUCCUACUGGAAAAACUGGGUGCAGAACUGAAGAAGAUGAGAAGGGACUGGCUCAGACUGAAUCCUCAUGGUCUCAUAAGGUGGAUUGCCUGAGUCCAGUAAAUCAUCAAAGACUUUGUGUCCUCUUCAGUAGCUCUUCUGCUCAGUCCAGCAAUGCUCCAAGUGCCUGUGUUAGCCCCUGGAUUGUGACCAUGGAGUUCUAUGGGAAAAAUGACCUGACUCUAGGGAUUUUUCUGGAGAGGUACUGCUUCAGGCCUUCCUACCAAUGCCCCAGCAUGUUCUGUGAAACACCAAUGGUACACCACAUCCGUCGCUUUGUUCAUGGGCAAGGCUGUGUGCAGAUUGUGCUAAAGGAGCUGGACUCCCCAGUCCCUGGAUACCAGCACACCAUUCUUACUUACUCCUGGUGUAGACUGUGCAAACAGGUGACACCAGUUGUUCCCCUUUCCAAUGAUUCUUGGUCUAUGUCUUUUGCAAAAUACCUCGAGCUGAGAUUCUAUGGGCACCAGUAUACUCGAAGGGCCAACGCAGAGCCUUGUGGUCAUUCCAUUCACCAUGACUAUCACCAGUAUUUUUCCUACAAUCAGAUGGUGGCAUCUUUCAGCUACUCUCCAAUCCGGCUACUUGAAGUGUGUGUCCCGCUCCCCAAGAUCUACAUCAAAAGGCAGAGUCCAUCAAAAGUUACUAUCCUGCAGGAUCUAAAGGAUUUCUCUCAAAAAGUGUCACAAGUGUAUCUUGCUGUUGAUGAUCGCCUUGCUUCUCUGAAAACAGAUACUUUCAGCAAAACAAGGGAAGAGAAGAUGGAAGACCUCUUUGCCCAAAAGGAGAUGGAAGAGGGGGAGUUUCGAAACUGGACUGAGAAAAUCCAGGCAAGGCUGCUUUCAUCAUCUCUAGACACACCUCAACAGCUGCAAUCUGUUUUUGAGUCUCUGAUAGCUAAAAAGCAAGGACUUUGUGAGAUGCUACAAGCCUGGAACAAUAGAUUGCAGGAUCUCUUCCAACAAGAGAAAGGGAGAAAACGUCCAUCAGUUCCACCCAGUCCUGGGAGACUGAGGCAAGGUGAAGACAGCAAGAUCAGUAGCAUGGAUGCUUCCCCACGCAAUGCUUCUCCAGCACUGCAAAAUGGAGAGAAAGAGGAUCGUUUUAUGACUACUUUAUCAAGUCAGAGCUCCACAGGCUCCACUCAUCUUCAGCUGCCUACCCCUCCAGAGGUUGUAUCAGAGCAUAUGACUGGUGCCAGCACACUAUCUGAACAGGAUACAACAAGCAGCUCAGAAGAAGUGUUUGAUGGACACUCACUGGGAUCUACGGACAGCCAGGUGAAGGAGAAGUCUACUAUGAAAGCUAUUCUGGCUAACUUUUUGCCUGGGAACAACUAUAACCCCAUUCCAUUUCCCUUUGAACCAGAUAAGCACUACCUAAUGUAUGAGCAUGAACGUGUACCCAUUGCAGUCUGCGAGAAAGAACCAAGCUCCAUCAUAGCUUUUGCUCUGAGUUGCAAGGAGUACAGAAAUGCCCUGGAUGAUUUGUCUAAAGCAUCUCUGAAGAACAGUUCUGAAGAAGGUCUACAACCAAACAGCAUGUCAGACAGCAAAGCAAAGAGCAGUAGCCCUGUCCGCCUGCCUGAAGCUAACAUGGGUCCUUCAAAUCGUGGUGCAGAACCAGAACAACCAAAGAAGCCAUCUGGUGUUUUGUCUUUCUUCCGUGGCACUGGGGGAAAGAGCCCAGACCUGUCUUCCCAGAAGAAAGAGACCUUGCGUGGUGCUGACAGUGCCUACUACCAGGUUGGACAGAUGGGCAAGGAGGGAGCAGAAAACCAAGGAGCAGAGCCUCCAGAUGAUGUAGAUGGAGGAGAUGGACAGAAGAAACAGCUGGUGAAUCCCCAUGUGGAACUCCAAUUUUCAGAUGCAAAUGCCAAGUUCUACUGCCGGAUUUAUUACGCUGGAGAGUUUCACAAGAUGCGUGAAGUAAUCCUGGGGAGCAGUGAAGAGGAUUUCAUCCGAUCCCUCUCUCACUCUAUGCCCUGGCAGGCAAGAGGUGGCAAGUCUGGGGCUGCAUUUUAUGUGACUGAGGAUGACAGAUUCAUCUUGAAACAAAUGCCUCGUCUUGAAGUCCAGUCAUUCCUUGACUUUGCUCCACACUACUUCAUUUACAUCAUUAAUGCAGUUCAGCAGAAGAAGCCCACAGCACUAGCCAAAAUCCUUGGGGUAUAUCGAAUUGGAUACAAGAAUUCUCAAAACAACACUGAAAAGAAGCUAGAUCUGCUUGUCAUGGAAAACCUUUUCUAUGGCAGGAAAAUGGCUCAGGUGUUUGACCUGAAGGGCUCCCUCCGGAAUAGAAAUGUUAAAACAGACACAGGCAAGGAAAGCUGUGAUGUUGUCCUGCUGGAUGAGAACCUUCUGAAGAUGGUCCGGGACAAUCCUUUGUACAUCCGUUCCCAUUGCAAGGCUGUGCUGAGAGCUUCCAUACACAGUGAUUCCCAGUUCCUCUCUAGCCACCUCAUUAUUGAUUAUUCCCUGCUAGUGGGUCGUGAUGAUACCAACAAUGAGCUGGUUGUUGGAAUCAUUGACUAUAUUCGCACUUUUACAUGGGACAAAAAGCUUGAAAUGGUGGUGAAAUCAACUGGCAUCCUGGGAGGACAAGGUAAAAUGCCAACUGUGGUCUCUCCAGAACUCUACCGGACCAGGUUUUGUGAAGCUAUGGACAAGUAUUUCCUGAUGGUGCCAGAUCAUUGGACAGGACUGGGUCUGAAUUGCUAAGCUAAAGCCCAUAUUGGGAAAGCACAAGAGGACAAUGACAUAGGCCACUCUCUUCCUGUGGUCUGUCCAGCAGUAAGCAAGAGGAUUGCAGUUCCAUGUCUACACUGACCAUGUGCAUCAUGUUGUGAAGUGUGAAAUCUGCUCCUUGCACUUUAAUCCCUUCUUGGAGGUUGAUAAGUGAACCAGCCUCACUAAGCACCUGAGCUGAAAGGUACCACAUGAGAGAUGUUCCAUCUGUCAGUAGGGAGGAUGUUGCUGUUUCCAUGUAAAGGGACUGAAACAGAUAUUCUCAAGUUCAUGAUUGUUUAGAAGUACAUGAUCUCUGCAAGUCUUAGGCUGCCUAAGUGGUGUUGAAGAUGAGCAGUUCAUGUUUCUGUAGAGGAUGAGUGGUACUGCAAAUGUGAAGUAAAGCCCCUUCUUUGUAUGUGGGUGAGUGGGUGGGUGAGUGAGAGAAGCAUGAAGUUAAUUCUUGAGUUCCAGUAUUGUUAGAACUGUGUGUUGUUGACCUGUUCAGGAUCCAUGAAAAACUUGUCCUGCUUAAGCUUUCUAUUUUCAAUUUUUCCUGGGUUCUGUAGACAGUAUUUUUUCUUUAAAGGCAGCUCCACAACUGUAAUCACAUAAAACAGAAUCUUUUAAGUUAUAUUACUGCAGUAAACUCUGUGUCUAUCUGCAAUAACUUCAUUUUAGCUGAAUCUCAUAAAAAUGGGUUGUCAGUCAUCAGCAUACUGCAAAACCCAAAGGAAAUCUCUUCAGUCCUAAACAGUACUCUGAUCUGAAUGCUGCCCAAAUGCCUGGAAACAAUUAACUAUAAAAUACACUCUUUAACUACAUUUGAUUAAUUAUAGUUAUGAAGCUGAUUAACCCUUUCCUUAGCAGAUGGCACUAAGUUUCUAGACAAAACAAAGCAUACUGUGCCAGAGUGCUUUCUCCUUAAUGAAAAUAUCAUUUCUAGCAGAUCACUUCAUAUCCAUUUCACUUACCCAGGACUUUCAAACAAUGCAUUUACCUCAUGGUGAAAUUUUGCCAGGAAAAUGUUAUUCUUGCAUUCAUGACCUGCUGAUGAGAAUGAGCAUCCAGAUCUCAUCAUGCUGUGUUGUACCAAUGGAAAAACUGGCUCUUUAGCAGUAUUACAAUAUUUCUUUUGUACCACUGAGAUGAAUGUACUCAUCUUUUUCUGUAAAAAGAAAGAAUUGAACUAACAGGUAUCUUGUAUGAUGGAUAAGAUGUGCAGAGAUCUGUGAAUCUCUGUGUUAUGACAAUGAGCACUUCUUUCCAUUUUUAUUUUUACCUGGUUUUGUAGGUGAUGAGUUUACUUUUUAUCUUCAUUGUAGUAUAGGCCAGUAAAUUAGAGGCUUUUUUAUGAAUUUGAGAGGCAGGAAUACUGUUCUUUGACUUCCAGUCUGAUGGAAGUAUUUCAAAUAAACAUGGAGUCUGGGACACUGUAUCUCUAUGGCCACUUGUUCAUUCUAACCAGUUGCCUGGUAAUACCAUCUUUGCUGUAACUAUGGAUUGAAGUGUCUAUUUAUUUCACUUCUGUGGUGUUCAGUAUUUUCUUCUGCAGCAGAUGGUGGUGGCUCUGUUCAGGGGUGACAGCUGGGGUAGUGCUGAGAAAGGAAAAUGCCAGAAGUGAGAAUUGAACCAUUGGGUCAAAGAAAAAAAAAAAAAGUGUGAGGGGUUGCCAGGGGGCAACAGUUACUUGUUUUGGAAGAAGUCUUCUCUAUCCCAUUGCAAAGUUUUACUGAAGGAUGAGCAAAGAUGCUGACCUUAAAGCAGCAGAAAUGAGAAGUAUUCCCUCUUCCUCUUUUGCAGUGUAACUGGAGUUUUUGGGGGUGCAGUGUUGAAGGCUGCACUGAGUUUUGCUGUGGAAAGAUGACAUAGUACUACUUGCUUUCAUUGGCCCAGAAUCCUUUUUGUCCAACACAGUCCAUCAGGUACAGAUGACCACUUCCAUGCAUCUUGCUUCAGGUGCAAAAAUGUUACCCUAGUAUGGGAGUUGGGGUGGGAGGCUUGCAUAAUUAGGAACCACCCAGUCUGUCAUCUCAGCGCUACUCUCACUUCUGUGGCUUCUGCUUUCUCUCUUGGUCAAUCAAGAGUAUGGCAUGCACCCUGAAUCUGUUCCAGUCUCUGUUAAAGUUUACAAGUGUCCUUCUGCCUUCCUCCCCUAAAGUUUACAGGGAAAAAUCUUGACUUGCCUGACCAGCUAAGGUGACUCAGAAGCAGCUGGGUAGGUUAUCUUCCACCUGAGUAUGUGGGUUGGUUGAUGGAGCAUGAAUAUGGGCAGUGUCAUGGCAUCUCCAUUAGGCUAAAACAGAGCUCUGAUGUGUUAGCCUUUUUCUGUCACAAGUAACCCUUACUCCAGUCAUGUGUGGCUGCUUUGUAUUGCUCAUCUUCAGAGUUUCAAGCAGAUGGCUACAAAGCAAUGUGAUGAUCUAACUGUAGCUGAUGUUCUCCUGUACAUGACAGCAUGAGGCCCUCAGCGCUGUGAAAGAGAGAACCUUCCACUGGCCAGCUCUUUUGUAGCCUCUGAGGACAGGUCCUGACGUGUGGGUUUUGAGUUUCUUGUGCUGAAGUUACAACAGUUGGAGAGAUUUGCAGGACUGGUCUUGAGUUGGCAUAAACAGCUAACUUUGGGUGACUGAUAAAGUCCUGCCUGGGUUGGAGUAAAUAGCACAGUGGUCAUGGGUACCACAGUAUCUGCAGCAUCAGAUGGAAAUGAGACAUUUUUGGGUGCCACGUGACAAAGUUGCAAGCAUUUCUAUUUCAAAUCCCAGCAGCUGAACAGAUCUCAAACAUUAUUUUUUCAGAAUAAUUGUCCUUGGCAUUUCUCUUGCUACAAAGUUGACUUUCUCAUAGAGAGAGCAUUACUUCAUGCAGAAGAAGUCUAUGAGAGAGCUUUGUAUGGGGCUGUGUUUUUAUUUCCAACACAGGUUUAGCAUAUGUGUGUGUAAGCAAAUCCAGGUUGCAAACCUGAAGAAGGCAUUUCUCCAGAGCUACACUGGUUCUUUUUCUUCUGUUGUUUUGAUCUGAGGCUUUGUGACAGAUGUCUAAACCUUGUCACAGUCAGAAGUGAUGACUUGCUUUAUGUCACUGUAUACAGCAGAAUGCCUGGUAGUGGCCCAGCAAUGCAUUCUGUCCCCCAAAAGCACAUGAGGGACUCUUGCUGGGCUCAGGGGAGUUUCUUGUGUGGCAUGGACUGUCCUUUAGGAGAACGACUAAAGCCAGAUGAAUGGCUCAUAGCAGGUGGCCAGACUAAUCAUUAUUUAGAGCACUUGAUGUACCAUAAUGUAUAUAUUUCUAAUCUACUUUAGUUCAGCUGUAUUUUAUAGAAUUGUUGUACUAAACUAUUUAAGGAUAACUGCCUUGACUACCUGGAGAUUCAAAAUGUAAUGUAUAUAAAUACAAAUAAAGCGA